ACUGGAGGUUCUGCAUAUAGCACGCAGCAGAGUCCUGUGGAUUGUUUUUUCUUCCAUUUUCCCUCCUGCCGGCUUUCUUCAGAGAUUUCUGUGGCCGUCUGUUUUUAAGCAGUAUCAAGUGGAGCAUGGAAUUCCAAAGCCGAGGGCGCUCCUAUGUCAUUCCAGAGAAUGAAGAGAUCUCGCAUGCUUCUCAAACUGUACACAAUGAUCAUGGAAAUGAAGACGAGAGAGCAGUGUCAAAACUGCAGCGUAGGCACAGUGACAUAAAAGUAUACAAAGAGAUAUGUGACUUUUAUGCAAGAUUCAACAUGGCAAACGCUCUUGCCAAUGCUAUGUGUGAGCGCUGUCGAGGAGGCUUCGCACCAUCAGAGAAGAUUGUGAACAGCAAUGGUGAGCUGUAUCAUGAGCAGUGUUUUGUGUGUGCCCAGUGCUUCCAGCAGUUCCCUGAAGGACUCUUUUACGAGUUUGAAGGAAGGAAGUAUUGUGAACAUGACUUUCAGAUGCUGUUUGCCCCUUGCUGUCAUCAGUGUGGGGAAUUCAUUAUUGGUCGUGUCAUUAAAGCUAUGAACAAUAGCUGGCAUCCAGAGUGUUUCUGCUGUGAUAUCUGCCAACAGGUACUGGCAGAUAUUGGAUUUGUGAAGAAUGCUGGCAGGCACCUUUGCCGUCCCUGCCACAAUCGAGAGAAAGCCAGAGGCCUGGGCAAGUACAUUUGCCAGAAAUGCCAUGCGAUCAUUGAGGAACAACCUCUCAUUUUCAAGAAUGACCCUUAUCAUCCAGAUCAUUUCAACUGUGCCAACUGCGGAAAGGAACUUACUGCUGAUGCUCGAGAACUGAAGGGAGAGUUGUACUGCUUGCCUUGCCAUGACAAAAUGGGGGUCCCCAUCUGUGGAGCAUGCAGGAGACCCAUUGAAGGGCGAGUGGUGAAUGCAAUGGGAAAGCAGUGGCACGUUGAACAUUUUGUUUGUGCGAAAUGUGAGAAACCAUUCCUAGGUCACCGCCACUAUGAGAGAAAGGGACUGGCAUAUUGUGAAACCCAUUACAAUCAGCUGUUUGGUGAUGUUUGCUUCCACUGUAAUCGUGUGAUUGAAGGAGAUGUUGUGUCCGCCUUGAAUAAGGCCUGGUGUGUCAACUGCUUCGCAUGCUCCACUUGCAACACUAAGUUAACUCUCAAAAACAAAUUUGUGGAAUUUGACAUGAAGCCUGUCUGUAAGAAGUGCUACGAGAAGUUUCCUCUGGAGCUCAAGAAAAGAUUGAAGAAACUAGCAGAAACUCUGGGAAGGAAGUGAGGCUCAGCUUCAGAUUUCCUCUUGCCGUGCAAAAAUUAGGAAACAAAACUGUUGUUAUGAGACUUACUUUUGCUGAGUCUUUGGAACCCAAGCAUAUCCUGCCCCCAUUUCUCUCUGCAUGACUAGCUUCAUAUUGAAAUUGUUGUCUCGCCACCUUGAAAAUAUACUUCUAGAAAACCCUUUUACAUCUUGCAUAAUCUCAUACCCAACCAUUAAAAUUCUGUAUUUUACACAUAUAUUUGUAGAUGCAUACAUCAUAUUUGCGUAGUAAAUGGCAGAUAAAAACUGGGACUUUUAUAUACCACAGUGGGAACCAUUUUAGUGGACGUGGGGCACCAUGUAGCAUACUAAGCAGAGCUCAGUGGGCUUAGAAGAGUGUAACUGCUUAGGAAGGCACUGCUAAUUAUUUCUCUGAGUCCAGAGUGACUCUCACCAAUUGGGCCAAGGUCAGGAAGAGACGAAAGAAAAAAUGUUGACAGUUUGUAGGAACACCAAACAGAAGAAACAAAAAAUAUAUCACACAGUCACUAUACCCAGGAACACCAAACAGAAGAAACAAAAAAUAUAUCACACAGUCACUAUACCCAGGCUGCUUAAGGCUCUAAUAUUCUUAACACAAGCACAUAAAUGAAAAGUGAAUUUUAAUAUAAGAUAUGCAAUGUGUAGCCAGUUGCAUCUAUACUAGAUACAUUAAGUUAUUUGUACAAAUCAGAUAAUCAACACUGAAACAAAAUUGUUGCAAAAUUGCAAAAAUUGACAUGGUUGUAACUGAUCUUGAAAUUCACUUUUCAUGUAUGUGCUUGUGUUAAGAAUAUUAGAACCUUAAGCAGCCUGGGUAUAGUGAUUGUGAUAUAUUUUUGUUUCUAUGGUUCGGUGUUUGCCAACUAAACCCACAUUUGUGGUUGCAGUUGUGUUUCGAGUUUGUAGGAUGAUAGCAGGGGCACAUAUGUGAGACCAGUUGAUACAUAAAACUUAAAAAUAAUCACUAGAUUCUGUAUUGACCAGGUAGUUCCCUUCCACGAAAGCACUACUGGUACAAAUGAGGACUAAAUUUGGUGAAGAACCCAACUUUGGUGCUAAUUUUUAUUUGUGCUCUGGUACAGCCAGCCUGCAAUAUUCAGAAUGACUAGAUGGGUGCCUACAAAUCUGACUGUUCUUGUUAAAGAAACAAAAUCAUGUAGGUCUUGCUAGUUGCUUUUUUGUUUUUGAGCCAAUAUGAUGCCACAGGCAUUUUCAGAUGAACUGUUCUUACUCCGAAUAUUGGAAGAUUUUACAAGAACAAAACAGCAUUCGCAACAUUUAGGAGGAAUCUAUAUUUUGUCAGAAAUUCUCCUGAUAGUGGCAAAGGAGAACCAUGUUAGUCUACUGUAGCAAAAUCAAACAAAAAUCCAGUAGCACACUGAAAGCUUUCUGAAUAUAAGAGUUAUUUGCCAUUCUUUAAAUAUUUUAAAGAUUUAUAACAUGCAGAAAUAUUGUACUGUUCAAAGGCUACUAAUGAUUGGCAUUUACAGUGCAGUCUUAUGUCUGUUUAUUCAGAAUAAGGUAUGCUUUUUAAAAUGGGUUUACUCCCAGAAAACUGUGCAUAGGAUUACAACCUUAAUUUGUGCUCAUCAGAACAAAGUCUGUUGUUCUUAACCUCAGCAAGACUAUUCUGGGUUGUGUAAUUUUAGGAUUCCAUACAAAAGUGGAGAACAGCAUUGUCCUGCUGUCACUAGCAAAACUACUUGAAUUCUGCAGGAAUCAUUCUAUGUAACAGACAUUUUCCCUUGUGCUUUUGUGUUUCAUUUCCUUCUUGUGCCUUAAUCUGCCAUACUUAUGCAAUAAUAACCAAAGUAUUUAUCCUUUAUAUAGUGUUAAUUUUAUAUUUUUAUUCAGAAAAUGUAUGCAGUAUUCCAAAAGAUAACAUACAUUACACUCUUUGGAUUUAUAGACUCGUCUUGAAAUGAUGGAAGAUGCUUGAGUUUUCAAGGCACAUUUCCUGGCAGAUAUUAUAAAAUAGUACAUGAAAUAAAAUAGUCCCAGCUCCAGAUGAGUUUAUACUGUAUUAAUGUGUCAAUAAAAUACAGUGUUAUCUA
This is a messenger RNA of Sphaerodactylus townsendi, 3361 nucleotides long. It is a transcript of the gene LIMS1, whose product is annotated as LIM zinc finger domain containing 1. The record is from RefSeq and is a predicted model, not a curated record. The coding region runs from base 126 to 1286 and encodes 386 amino acids. Gene Ontology annotation, biological process: cell-cell adhesion; positive regulation of integrin-mediated signaling pathway; cell-cell junction organization. The transcript is spliced from 10 exons. Gene Ontology annotation, cellular component: cell-cell junction; focal adhesion; cytoplasm. Lineage: Eukaryota; Metazoa; Chordata; Lepidosauria; Squamata; Sphaerodactylidae.